This is a messenger RNA of Lactuca saligna, 3778 nucleotides long. Lineage: Eukaryota; Viridiplantae; Streptophyta; Magnoliopsida; Asterales; Asteraceae. The record is from the annotation of a GenBank genome assembly.
AUGGCGACACAACCAUCUGCAACAAAUGUUCAGACGAUGAGGAAGAAGAAAAAGAAAGGAAAAGUAAAAUGGAGCAAUCUUUACACGUUUUCUUGUUUAAGGUCACCACCUCCGGUGAACCAAUCGGAUUUCGGCCAGCCUGGGUUCUCCAGAGUCGUUUUCUGUAACGAUUCAGGGAUGCACAGAACAAAACCAUAUAAGUAUCCCAUCAACGAUGUCUCCACAACAAAGUAUAAUGUGGUGACGUUUCUUCCCAAGUCGUUGUUUGAGCAGUUCCGUAGGGUGGCAAAUCUAUAUUUCUUUAUGCUGAAAGAGGGCGUAGAGGAUUGGCAUCGGUUCUUGCAGGAUUUGGAGGUGAAUUCGAGGAAAGUGAAAGUUCAUAUUGGAAAUGGAUCGUUUCUUGACAGACCAUGGAAGGUGCUACGAGUGGGGGAUGUUGUGAAGGUGAGCAAGAAUGAGUAUUUUCCAUGUGAUCUUCUGUUAUUAUCUUCUAGCUAUGAAGACGGUGUUUGCUAUGUUGAGACUAUGAAUUUAGAUGGAGAAACCAAUCUGAAAAUCAAACGUUGCUUGGAAUGUACUCUGGGUUUUGAUGAAGAACUGAAGUUUGAUAAGUUUAAAGCCACGAUUCGGUGUGAAGAUCCGAAUUCGAGUCUCUACACUUUUGUUGCAAAUUUGGAGUUUGGAGACGAAGAUGAAGAUACGUUGAUUUCUUCAUACCCUUUAUCCCCUUCGCAGCUCCUUCUUCGAGAUUCAAAGCUACAAAAUACGGAUUAUGUCUACGGAGUUGUGGUAUUUACCGGAAGAGAUACGAAAGUGGUUCGAAAUUCUUUGAAAUCGCCUUCGAAACGUAGCAGAGUAGAAAAAAAGAUGGAUCAUGUAAUUUAUGUUCUGUUCUUCAUGUUGCUUCUAAUAUCUUUAAUCACCUCCAUUGGUUCUGCUCGAUAUACAGACAGAAAACAUACAGCUAAAGAAUGGUGGUACCUUCAGUUACUCGAAGAUACAGAUGCGUCUUUUGAUCCUAACAAACCACUCAUUUCUGGGUUUCUUCAGUUCCUGAGAGCACUCAUAUUGUACGGUUACUUGAUCCCAAUCUCCCUUUACGUCUCCAUUGAAGUAGUCAAGUUCUUACAAGCAAUGCUCAUAAACAAUGACCUCCAACUGUUCGAUGAAAUGUCUGGGAAAUCAGUUGAAGCCCGGACUUCAAAUUUGAAUGAGGAACUUGGUCAGGUUGAGAUGAUUUUGUCUGAUAAAACGGGGACUUUAACAUGUAACCAAAUGGAGUUCAGGAAGUGCUCCAUUGAAGGAAUUUCUUAUGGUGGUGAUGUAAAUGCCAUUGUUCGUGCUGCUUCUCACAGAAUGAAUAUUAACAUCGAGAGCUAUCGUUUCAAUAUAGAUGCUGAGGAUUCCACGCCUCGUGAUAGUAUUGAGAUGCACGAAAUUUGUACCGAUCAAGAUAAUGAAGUACACAACAGUGUCUUGGAUGAUGCAAAAACUACGAGAAAUCUUGGUAUAAAAGGUUUUAAUUUUAGAGAUGAUAGAUUGAUGAACAAAAUGUGGGUUCAUGGAUCCAAUGUCUGGGAUAUGAUGAUGUUCUUCAGAGUCAUGGCUUUAUGUCAUACAGGUAUACCAGUCGAAAAUGGAGAAGAAACAGGAAGCCAUAAACUCAAAUAUGAAGCAGAAUCCCCCGAAGAAGUGACCUUUCUGAUUGCAGCCCAAGAGUUUGGCUUCCAGUUUUGCAAAAGAACUCAGUCUUCAAUGUUUGUUAAAGAGAUUGAUUCUUCUUCAGAGGAGGUCGAAAGGGAAUACAAGCUAUUGAACUUAUUAGAAUUCAGCAGCUCAAGAAAGAGGAUGUCAGUGAUAGUUCGUGAUGAAGUUGGUCAGAUUUUCCUAUUUUGCAAAGGCGCUGACAACAUCAUCUUUGAUAGGCUAGGUGAUAGUGGUAGGACAUAUCAACAUGCUACAACCAUGCACCUUGCAAACUAUGCAGAAGAUGGGUUGAGGACAAUGGCGUUUGCUUAUCGAAAGAUUAAAGAUUUGGAGUAUGAAGAAUGGAGCUCAACAUUUGCUAAAGCAAAGGCAACAAUCGGGUCUGAAAGAGAGGAGUUGCUAGAGAAUGUAUCUGAAAUCAUCGAGAAAGAUUUGAUGUUGUUAGGUGCUGUAGCUGUUGAUGAUAAGUUACAAGAUGGGGUUGCAGAAUGCAUAGAUAAACUCGCUCAAGCUGGACUCAAGAUAUGGCUACUUACUGGAGACAAAAAGGAGACUGCAGUUAAUAUUGGAUUUGCUUGUAGUUUGCUUAGGCAUGAUAUGAAGCAGUUUCAUCUGAGUUUGAGCAGGGACGCCGAAUCGAAAAAUCAACCAAAGGCUAUGAAUGAUGAGAUAUUAAAUCAAAUCGAGGCUUCUUAUCAAGUUACAGUAAACGAAAAAACCAAGGAUGAUCCUUUUGCUCUUGUGGUGGAUGGAAAAGCCCUUGAAAUUGCUUUGGGGGAUGAGAUAAGAGACGAUUUCUUGCAAUUGGCAGUUAAUUGUUCCUCUGUUAUAUGUUGUCGUGUCUCUCCUAAACAGAAAGCCUUGAUUACUCGAUUAGUGAAGAAAUAUACCGGCAAGAUGACGUUGGCGAUUGGAGAUGGAGCAAACGAUGUUGGUAUGAUUCAAGCAGCUGAUAUCGGCAUUGGGAUUAGUGGUAUGGAAGGAAUGCAGGCUGUGAUGGCAAGUGAUUUCUCAAUGCCCCAAUUUCGAUUCCUCGAACGGUUGUUAAUAGUGCAUGGGCAUUGGUGUUACAAGAGAAUCUCAAAAAUGAUUUUGUAUUUCGUAUACAAGAACAUUGUAUUUGGGCUUACGUUAUUCUACUAUGAACUCUAUUCCAAAUUCUCGGGGGACGUGUUAUAUGACGGAUGGUAUAUGCUUAUGUUCAAUCUCUUUCUCACAUCCCUUCCAGUCAUAUCGUUAGGCGUCCUGGAACAAGAUGUUUCCUCAGAUAUUUGCCUUGAGUUUCCGGCCCUUUAUCAACAAGGACAAAAGGGUAUUUUCUUUAGUUGGAAGAGAAUCUUGGGGUGGAUGGGAAACGGAUUACUUACAUCUGUCACCAUAUUCAUCCUAAACGUCAACAUUCUAUCCUCCUCAACCUUCCGACAAGGGGGAGAAGUCAUAGACAUCUCCCAUUUAGGAGUGAUCACAUACACCAUCGUCAUAUGGACUGUAAACUGUCAGAUUGCUCUGAUCAUCACUCACUUUACAUGGAUCCAACAUAUCUUCAUUUGGGGAAGCAUCUUGUGUUGGUAUAUUUUCUUACUCUUCUAUGGUGCUCUUCCACCUGUAUACUCCGGCCGGGAAUUCAAACUCCUGAUUGAAGCCGUGGGACCCGCACCCGUGUACUGGAUUGUCACGUUGUUAGUUGUAGUCGUUGCUCUUCUUCCCUACUUCAUUUACAUGGUCAUCAUGAGGUCGUUUUAUCCAAUGGAUGAUCAUGUCAUCCAAGAAAUGAAAUAUGGAAGGAAAGUUGUUGUAGAUGAUGAGAUGUGGUUGAGAGAGAAGCAAAGUUCCAGGAAGGUGACCCAUAUUGGGUUUUCAGCCAGAGUCGAUGCCAAGAUCCUCUAUUUAAAGGAUCAACUACACAAGAAAAGAAUGUUCAUUAUUAAAUCCAUCACGAAUAGUCCUAUUCGUCGAUCCAUAACCAUUAAUUCAUUAGAAAAUAGAGAUUCAUCAUAAUACCAACUAUGAUUCUUGCACACACUUGUUUCUCAGUUGUCCAAAGGCAUUAUAAAGAGUAAAUUUAUACAUA